CACAACUCACUUGCAAGAAGAUCUCCCUGCGGCCUGAGAUUACGUACGGCCAAUUUUAGCAGUCUUCUAAUUACUGUUUUAAUUUGGCAUUAAUGGAUACUGUGGCAAGCUUGGUGAGUGAAAGACCAGUGGUGAUUUUCAGCAAGAGCAGUUGCUGCAUGAGCCACUCCAUCAAGACACUUAUAACUGGGUUUGGUGCUAACCCUACUGUGUACGAGCUUGAUCAGAUGUCGAAUGGACAUCAAAUUGAGAGGGAACUGCUGCAACGAGGUUGUCAGCCAAGCGUUCCUGCUGUUUUCAUAGGGCAGGAGUUCAUUGGUGGGGCCAAUGAGACCAUGAGUCUCCACCUCAGGAAUGAGUUAGUCCCAUUGCUGAUGAGUGUUAAAGCUAUAUGGCUGUGGAAGAAAAAGUAAUUUGAUGUUUACAGCCUUUAUAACAGGCAUCUGAAAUCUGAGCUAGCAGGCUCCACCACUCAAAGGUUUUUGUUUUCCCUUUUAUGAUAUAAAUAAAAGUGAACGGGUAUGGAUUCCAUAUAUAUAGACUAUAUAUAGAGUUACUUUAAGUACUCAACUUGUAGUACUACUCUAUAUUAUAUACAAUGACUAAUUAGUAUA
Messenger RNA from Juglans microcarpa x Juglans regia, 614 nucleotides. Its product is annotated as monothiol glutaredoxin-S6-like. The record is from RefSeq and is a predicted model, not a curated record. The transcript has a single exon. Lineage: Eukaryota; Viridiplantae; Streptophyta; Magnoliopsida; Fagales; Juglandaceae. Bases 93 to 413 code for a protein of 106 amino acids.